Messenger RNA from Cololabis saira (Pacific saury), 2625 nucleotides. RefSeq names its product voltage-dependent calcium channel gamma-1 subunit-like. Lineage: Eukaryota; Metazoa; Chordata; Actinopteri; Beloniformes; Belonidae. The transcript has 4 exons. The coding region runs from base 381 to 1073 and encodes 230 amino acids. The record is from RefSeq and is a predicted model, not a curated record. Gene Ontology annotation, cellular component: L-type voltage-gated calcium channel complex; membrane. Gene Ontology annotation, biological process: calcium ion transmembrane transport; regulation of calcium ion transmembrane transport via high voltage-gated calcium channel. Gene Ontology annotation, molecular function: voltage-gated calcium channel activity; calcium channel regulator activity.
UACCCACCAUGGUUGGCAGUGUGUCACCCCCUUCCCUGAUCUGGCUCAACAGCUGACUAUCUAAACUUGCAGCCCCUCUGUGGUGCAGAAACUCAUCGUGGGGAAAGAGGGAGUUGUAAGUAGGACAGAGCAGUCUGGCCCCCUUCCAUUUGAACCAGAAGCACAGAUUUGCAACAGGGGGAAGAGAAGACACUGGUCUUAGGUGGAGAGAGAAAAGGAGAAGCGACUCUCCGAGAGGCUUUGCUGCUGUCGCCGAGGACGGAAGACUUUGGGACACCGACCAGCGUGUCCACACUGCAGAACAUCCAAGGCUAUUGAUUUUUUUUAUUCUACGUCAGGGGAAGAAUUAUCCCUGAACUGAAAUCCCACCACUCGGAAAAAUGCACAAGCGUACCAAGAUAAAGAUAGCCAUCUUUGUGUUGCUGGUGGGCAUGGCGUGCAUGUUCACGGCGGUGGUAACGGACCACUGGGCAGUGCUUAAGCCACAGGUGGAAGUGCUCAAUGCCACCUGCGAGGCGGCCCACUUCGGCCUGUGGAGGCUGUGCAAGAAGCACAUCUACAUCGCCUCGGAAAACUAUGACCCAAAACACGGUUGUGGACCCAUCAGCCUACCUGGAGACAAAAACUGCACUUACUUUAGGCACUUCACCCCAGGGCAGGAUGCUGAGAUAUUCGAAUAUAAAACACAAAAAGAGUACAACAUCUCUGCUGCAGCCAUCGCCAUCUUCAGUCUGGCCUUCAUGAUCCUGGGGUCUCUGUGUUUGGUGGGAUCGUGUACCGGAAAAGGCAAAGGAAGAGACUACCUUCUUAAACCUGCUGGCAUGUUUUUUGCCUUUGCAGGUCUCUGCUGCUUUAUCUCACUGGAAGUGAUGCGUCAGUCAGUCAAACGCAUGAUCGAGAGCGAGGACACAAUUUGGAUCGAAUACUACUACUCCUGGUCCUUUGCUUGUGCCUGUACUGCCUUUGUCCUUCUAUUCCUGUCAGGCAUUUCCCUCCUCCUCCUCUCCAUGCCCCAGAUGCCCAGGAACCCAUGGGAGACGUGCAUGGAUGUGGAGCCGGAGCAAGGUGAAUGAUGACAUGGACAGGCAGCUGCUGGCCAACAAUGAGGCUGUCGUUUGUUUCGAGUACAGAUAAUUCAUUCAUUUUAAGAAUUGGUCAUCAUUCGGUGUUUUUGGAUCAUAGUCAUCUUCCUAAACCCAACUGAGUGGGCCUUUUUCAUGCAUCUAGUCGUUUGUCUUAUCCUGUGUGCCCAGCCAAAGUGACAAAACUCAAAUCACUUUACUGUACUACUCUGUACAGUAUAAGUUGUAGACCAUGUUGAAAUCGGACUUAACACUCAGCUUGCUUUCAGUCAGAGCAGAAGCUGCCAAUGUGGCAUUUGCAGACAACUGAACAUAGUUUUAACAAACUUCCCUUUUCAUGUACAGUACAGCUUAUAUUUCAUUGCUGGCAUACUUGAUAAAACAUAUAAGUUAUCGAUAAUGUGACCAGAGUCUUACUUGGGCUGUCGAGUGUCAUUAAUAUCCAUUUCUUUAGAAUAAACACUCAAACGUCCCAACCUUCGCUGGCAUCAAGGUAGCUUGGUUUCAUGUGCUGCAUCGUGUAUGAUACCUUGUACAUAACUCAUGUUCUGAUGUAUUUUCUAUGGCAUCGCUCAGCAAUGUCAGUUUGUCUGUCUAGUAGUUUACACGUCUGGAUGUUUUAUUGUAAGGGCCUUUACAGAUGAAGAAUUGUCACUUUUGGUUAAGAAAAGGUUUAAAAUUUUGCCAUGCGGGAAAAGAUUCAGCUCCCGCAGGCACCCAUGUCUUUGACCUGUUGAUAGUCUCCAUGUCAAGCUCAUCAAAGGUCUAUGUUCAUUCUUGAACACAGACCUUGAUUUUAAUCAAUUUAUAAACAGCAAACACGUUAAAAAAAGGAACAAAAAUUAAUAAUUGGUUGCUUUUAAUGGACAAAAGUAGCAGGCUUGACAGUCACCUGACUUAUCAUUUAUCGUUCAAGGUAUUUUUUACGUGCGAUUGUUUUGGGAUGAAUGUUAAAAUAACCCAACCAAUGAGAUAACCUGCAUCCAUUCGACAGAAAGCGAACUAAAAGGCUUCAGCUUGGUUUGAUGAAGCAGAAAUAAAUGACGUCACUGUCAGUCAGAUGACUCGUGAGGAUGUGAAACUCUUAAAGCCCCUCCACGUUUGUUCUCCACGUAGUUGGACAGACUGACGUUAACCAUGCGGUGUAAUGUAAAAGCAGACCGCAUUCAUUCUCCUAGAAGUACAAGCGCCCAUUUCUUCAGCUUGCUCAAGAAAGAAAAGUAGUUGAGUCAAUUUCUUCUUCUUUCUUUAUUGUAUCACUCAUGACUUAAAGCGCCAGCCCAUUGUUUGGAGACAUCAACGCAAUCACUGAGUGUGUAGAUGUGUCCAAACAUCUGGCUAUUUCUGUAUGUUAUAUAAAAAAAUACUAAAUGGAGAGAUUAGGUGUUAAAAUGACCGUUCUGCACUAGUUAGUGCUUGUUUUUAUCUUUUUCACUUGAUACAGCAUGCAGUUACUGUAAGUGCAUGAAUACAUUGGGUUUCUCCGUGUGUCUGUUACAUGCUACUACUUUGUAAAGAAAAUAAAAUUUGAUAAGCUUUUGAA